This is a messenger RNA of Pomacea canaliculata, 3074 nucleotides long. RefSeq names its product sodium-dependent multivitamin transporter-like. The record is from RefSeq and is a predicted model, not a curated record. Gene Ontology annotation, cellular component: membrane. NCBI's taxonomy places the organism in Eukaryota, Metazoa, Mollusca, Gastropoda, Architaenioglossa, Ampullariidae. The transcript has 15 exons. Gene Ontology annotation, molecular function: symporter activity. Bases 128 to 1921 code for a protein of 597 amino acids. Gene Ontology annotation, biological process: transmembrane transport; sodium ion transport.
AAGGACGGUGCUUAAAAACUCAACAUCGACACCAGCAACAAAAGUUCAAGCUCCAGCGACAUCAGCAACAGAGACAACAUCAAGAACAGCCACAGGACAAACAAGAACAGCAUCACCAGUCACAAACAUGUCGCAAGUACACCUGUCCGUGGCGGACUACAUCGUGAUGGUCGCCAUGCUCGUCGUCUCGCUCGCCAUCGGCUUCUACUUCGCCUGCACGGGUGGCCGCCAGCGCACCCAGCGCGAGUACCUGCUGGCCGAGGGCAAGAUGUCCUUUUGGCCCGUGUGCCUCUCCCUCUUUGCCACCUUCCAGUCUGCCAUCGGGCUGCUGGGGGGUCCUGCUGAUGUGUAUGAGUAUGGCACCAUGUGGUUCUAUAACGGUAUAAGUAUCGCCCUCGCCAACCUCAUCACCGCCUUCACUAUCGUGCCUUUGUUUCACCCGCUGGGACUUGUCAGUGUCUAUGAGUACCUGGAAUUACGCUACAACUCCAAAAUAGUUCGAUGGAUUGGAGUUUUCACCGGCAUGCUGUGGACGAUUGUGUACAUGGCGAUGGCUUUGAUAUCUCCAGCACUGGCAUUACAGGGAGUCACAGAGAUCCCCAUCUGGAUGUCUGUCGUAGUCGUGGCUGCCAUAGGAACGGUGUACACCUCAGUCGGUGGGAUGAAGACUGUUUUGUGGACGGACGUCUUUCAGACAGCCAUCAUCUUUGCUGGUCUCCUUGCCGUCAUCAUCAAGGGAGUCAUAGAAAUUGGAGGAGUUCAUGAACUCUUAACUAUAUCACAACGAGGCCAGAGACUCGAAUUUGAUGAAGUGUCACCAGACCCACGAGUUCGACAUACUCUGUGGGGCUUUUUGUUUGGGUACACCAUCUAUUGGUUCUCUAAGAACCUCGGUCAGUCUGCAGUCCAGAGAAUUUCAUCCACAAAAUCUCUGCGUCACGCUAAACUGUCCUUCCUGACUGCGCUUCCCAUGAACCUUUUCAACGCCUUUCUUCAAGUCGUCGCGGGGCUCUGCAUGUACGCCUUCUUCAGUCACGCGGGGUGCGAUCCCUUAAGAGCAGGCUACGUGACCAACAGUAACCAGGUUAUAAUUUAUUAUGUGGUGAACGUGCUGGGUUUUCUGCCGGGUUUUUCGGGCUUGUACCUGGCUACCAUCAUCAGCGGUUCGCUCAGCACCCUGUCGUCCGGCCUCAACUCACUGGCGGCCAACACUACAGAAGACCUUCUUCGUCGUCCGUUGUCCAAACUGUCCCCUGCCUGCGUCACUAAAGUCACGAAAGUCAUUGCUCUUCUCUUUGGUUGUGUGAUCACGGGUAUCGCCUACAGCUUUCGCUCCUUGAAAGGACCGAUGACCCAAUUGACAAUAGCAGCCUUGGGAGCCGCCAACGGUCCGCUAGGUGGGUUGUUUAUCAUGGGCUUUGUGUUCCCACAAGCCAACAAAAUUGGCGCCAUCACCGGCUCAGUGAUCGCUUUUACCUUCAACAUGUGGAUGAGUCUCAGCAUCUUUAUGUACGGAGCCUGCAAACCCAAGAAGCCCGCGGGGUCUUUAUACGGGUGUCCUGAAUACAACAGCAGCUCUGCACUUCUUCCGGUCACAGCCGACCCCUUCAUGUACUUAAACGAAACUACCAGUUUCUAUGGCAACGAAUCUGCCGUGGUCGAAACGACGUCUUGUGACGUCACCGCGGGGUUUUUCCUGUACAACAUUUCCUAUCUCUGGUAUACUCUCAUCGGCUGCAUCAUUUGUGUUGCCAUUGGUCUUGCUGUCAGCUUGAUCACAAACAUAUUCAUACAACAUCACUACCCAGCAUCCAAUCUACUGCUCCCCCUGGUUCGACGGGGUAUGAAGAAUCUGCGUAUGAAAUCAGAACAACUCGAGGUCAAGGAAAACGCUGAAGAACUGGAAUUGAUGAAGCCUUAAUUUUCAAAAGAUUAUCGACAAUCAGCUGUAAGGAUGACCGCCUAGAAGUAGAGAUGAUUUUCAAUUUGUUUAAUGUUUGCCUGUCGAGACUAAGGAGUGUGCUGUAACCGAAACAUCACUAGACGCUAUCUCGGCCAUUGACACUGGGGAGAGCAGUUAAUCCCCUGAUGAAUUUGUCUUCUUGAAACUCCUAGCAAUGGUUUCAAACAAUUUUAAAUUGUAGGAAUUUGUCGAACUUCAGGGGGAAAAAAACUUCAAUAGGCACAUUCGACCUGUUUAUCGUAUAUUUUGGAGAGCCGGACUACCAAGAUGGCUUCUGAUGACCGUGACCCUUUCAGAAUAGUCAUGUUGAAGCCCCUCCAUUUAUAGAACUGACAGAAAAUAUUUAAGUCUUUAUUUCAAGCAUUUGUAUCCAUCAAUAAUGUAAAGUUACCAGCAAUAGCUGUUGUACGCCGAUAUGUUAUUUAUGCACCAUGUACAUUUUGUAUCUAUAUAUUUAAGGCAUCUGUAUUUAUAAGCAUGCAUAACAGGGUUUUGCUGAGAUAGACAUUUAUCAUUUACUGAUUAUGUUAAUGGAUGCAUUAAAUUUCUUUACAAUGCACAUUUCACUUAGCUAGAAAAUAACACUGAUAAUUUCUUUGGCAAAUUACACUUGUAAACCUGUAGAACAUUUGAACACAUACCACAACGGUAAGCAUCCUAGAUGUUCGUCAAAUUUUGCAAGCUUCGGGUGACCAUUACAAUUUAUGUUUGUCUGUUUAUUUACAUAUUGGCAUAAAAGACUUCAGAGUGUAAAUUUACCAUUGCGAAUGAUCUGCAUGUUUAUAUUGCAUAGUUACUCCUACGGUUGUUGGUGUGAAUAUCAGUAAGAAAAAGAGACUUUCACCUUCACAAACUAAAAUAUAAAGGGAAAAAGCAGAGAUAUAUUUUCGGGAACGCUGUUGCAGAUAUUCCUUUGUUGUAUGUUUCCUCAUUGUAUCUUUUGUAUCAUAGCUACCUCUUAUCACAAAAAGCAUCUACACGAGUGGCGAUGAAAUCAGUCGCGUGUUUAAACAGUGGUUAUAGGACUUGUGGGGUUAGAGUUAGUUUGUGGGGGGUUUUAUGGUUUUUAUGUGAUGUAAUAAAAUGAACAAAAAAGAAAUAAAGAAUAAUU